AUGUCAAGUCUCAAAUUUGAAGAUAAACGAGUCCAGUUUAUCGCAAGCUAUGUCCUCAGUUCACUUAAAGCCAAAGAAGAUAAAUGGAUAAAACUCUGGGAUAAUGAGACACUGAAAAACACAGUCAAUGAAUUCAUAGAAAAACCUGAACCAAGGAAGAUUUUCUUUAGUCUAAGUCAGGCCGGCAUUUUGCUGGUGCUGUUUCCCUUUCUUUCAAAUCCUGUGAAUCAUUCAACCUGGCCUACCGUUGUAUCACACGACGUUAUGAAAUACGCUCAUUCGCUCAAGCGUCAUACCGAGGUUUUAAUUGGACAUGUAAACGGAAAAACAGUUCUUCCCAUACCAAAUGAAAACGAUGAAUAUUUCUUUUCUCGGACAAAAAAUAAAUCAGAACGUUCUUGUCUCUAUGCUAUUGAAACAUUGAUUAUCGAGUGGUCACAUCAGGUCUACAAGCUCUUGUUGGAAGACAAGUCCAAGGCUUCUGCUGACACCGAGGCUUUACCAGUGACUGAAGUUGAAUACUGGAACCUUCGAGCCUCUGAUCUAGACGGAAUAAACCUACAAAUUUCGUCCAAAAAUGUUCAGAAAAUGAUACAAUUACUUGAAACUCAUAAUAGUUGUUACCUCACACCAUUCAAGGACAUGUAUAAGGCGAUUGUAUAUGCUCUAAUGGAAGCCAAUAACAUGACACUGUUUCUGAAGCCACUUAGACCAGUCCUCGAAGAUAUGGAAGGCACCGAAUUCGAAAAACUGUCUGUACAGUUUGGCAGAUUGUUUCAUCUUAUUUGUCUUUCCUGGGUUAAUUCAGAGUACUUUCGUAUCCCAGGGCGUCUGGUCACAUUUCUUCGGAAAGUAUCAAAUUUGGUAAUUAUUCAGCUGCGGAACUACCUUGACCCAACCGAAGUCUUGAAGGGUGAACUGGAAGACGUUCACACUCGCAUUACAAUGGGCAUAAAAAUGCUCUCUUCGUUUAAAAAAUACUUCGAAUUAUAUCGCAAAAAAUUACCAGAAUAUUUUUCCAAAUUGGAGAACCCCCAAGAGCCAAUACACUGGGAAUUCUCUGAAACGCUUGUCUUUGGAAAAGUUGACAAGUACCGGAAGCGUCUUGACUCCAUUAAGCUUCUGCUUGAAAACGCAAUGGAAUUUGAAAAACUGGAUCGUGUUGUUAUUGGAGGCAUUCUGGGCGAGACACUAUCCACCGAGGUUCAGGAAAUAUUUGAAGAAUUCGGAGUGGUUUUUAAGGUAUUUUCCCAACGCAACUACGAUUGCCUAGAUCCAGAUUCAGAGGAGUUUCUGAACGACUACCAUAGCAUUUCAGUACGCAUGGACGAGUACGAUCAACGCCUUGGUAGCAUAUUUUGUCGUGCUUUGGCCGAAUGCCCCACCCCUUGGCAUGCAUACAAGCUCCUCACCAUCCUGAGCUCGCUGGCCAAUAGGAAGCAGAUUAAGGAACAACUGGAACCGUGCUACACAAAGAUUUUGCAAGACCUUAAUACCGAAGUGUCUGCUGUUCGGAAGAUUGUAACGGCUCAUGAAGAGCUAGCCGCAAAAUGGAAAAAGGCCUCUGAUGUUAACACUGGUAACUGCUCCGCCCUCGGUUUGCACUUUUCUUCAUUUUCCUGUUUGUUUUCCAUUCCUCCAUCAGAGGACACCCGCGUUACAGACAACUGGCUUCCGUAA
This is a messenger RNA of Dibothriocephalus latus, 1680 nucleotides long. The record is from the annotation of a GenBank genome assembly. Lineage: Eukaryota; Metazoa; Platyhelminthes; Cestoda; Diphyllobothriidea; Diphyllobothriidae.